CGCGCGGCGACGCAGCCCCCCUCUUCCCCCCCGACCUUGCGCGUUUCCUCCGCAUUUCCUUCCUGCUUCCUGCCCGUCUCGUGUUUUCCUCCAUUUUCCAUGUUUUCUCCUCAUUUUAAGGUUUUUUAAACGAAUACAUUAAGGCCGAUUUCCUAAAAGCCGAAGGACGGGGGCCGCUGCUAUGCAUGGCAGGUGUAGCUUGUCGCGCGUCUUGCACCCCCGCCCCCCCGUCUACUGAUUUCGGCACGGCGGCUGUGUGGCUGGAGCUGUCCUCAUUACAGGUUCAGUGUUAAUCACCGCUGUACCAUGUUUAUGCAGUACUAUAAUAUGUAACUCUAAAUAUGAAAGACUGCGGUUAAUUCGUGGAUGAAAGCUCACGUUACGCCCCACGACGCCGUCAUCUGGGGAGGAGACGCGGAAAUCCGAGACAGGCGACGACGUUUCUAAUAAGAACAUGCUGUCGGAGAAGGUGGAACAGAUGAUGGAGUGGAGUUCCCGUCGUUCCGUCAUCCGCAUGAACGGCGACAAGUUCCGGCGAUUCGUCAAGGCGCCGCCCCGCAACUACUCCGUGGUGGUGAUGUUCACCGCACUGCAGCCGCAGAGGCAGUGCUCCGUGUGCAGGCAGGCCAAUGAGGAGUACCAGGUGCUGGCCAACUCUUGGCGUUACUCCACCGCCUUCUCCAAUAAGCUCUUCUUCACCGUGGUGGACUAUGACGAGGGCGCCGACGUCUUUCAGCAGCUGAACAUGAACUCCGCUCCCACAUUCAUGCACUUCCCCCCCAAGGGGAAGCCCAGGAGGGCGGACACCUUCGACCUGCAGCGUAUCGGCUUUGCCUCCGAGCAGCUGGCCAAGUGGAUCGCUGACCGCACCGACGUACAGAUCCGUGUCUUCAGGCCCCCCAACUACUCGGGCACCAUCGCCCUGGCUCUGUUGGUGUCCCUGGUCGGGGGCCUGCUCUACUUGCGGAGGAACAACCUGGAGUUUAUCUACAACAAGACGGGUUGGGCCAUGGCAGCACUGUGCGUGGUGUUUGCCAUGACCUCGGGUCAGAUGUGGAAUCAUAUCCGUGGGCCUCCGUAUGCACACAAGAACCCCCAGAACGGACAGGUGAGCUACAUCCACGGCAGCAGCCAGGCCCAGUUUGUGGCCGAGUCCCACAUCAUCCUGCUGCUCAAUGCUGCCAUUACCAUGGGGAUGGUUCUUCUGAACGAGGCGGCGACCUCCAAAGGGGACGUGGGAAAGAGAAGGAUUAUCUGUCUGGUCGGUUUGGGCCUGGUGGUCUUCUUCUUCAGCUUCCUGCUCUCCAUCUUCAGGUCCAAGUACCAUGGAUACCCGUACAGUUUCCUCAUUAAGUAAGCGGGAGGCGCUAUCCAGCCAUGUCCCAUCUACCUGCUGCCUGCGUCACCUGCUUUGGAAGCAGUUUAUGUUUGUAUUUCAACCGUGUAACGUUAUUCAACACCUAAUAAACAUCUGGCUGACUCCUGUUCCACCA
This is a messenger RNA of Paramormyrops kingsleyae, 1493 nucleotides long. RefSeq names its product tumor suppressor candidate 3 (gene tusc3). Gene Ontology annotation, cellular component: oligosaccharyltransferase complex. NCBI's taxonomy places the organism in Eukaryota, Metazoa, Chordata, Actinopteri, Osteoglossiformes, Mormyridae. The record is from RefSeq and is a predicted model, not a curated record.